AUGGAGCGUGGAAAAAGCUUAAAUGAUAGUGGAACGCCUAGAAAACAUCAACAGACAGGGAAGAAACCAUUUAAAUGUGUGGAGUGUGGGAAAAGCUUCACUGGUAGCGGAACACUUAGAAGACAUCAACGAACUCACACAGGAGAGAAACCAUUUAAAUGUAUGGAGUGUGGUAAGAACUUCACACAGAGGUCACACCUUCAUGCACAUCAACAAACUCACACAGGGGAGAAAGCAUUUGAGUGUAUGGAGUGCGAAAAGAGCUUCAGACAGAGGCCACACCUUCAGGUGCAUCAGCGAACUCACACAGGGGAGAAAGCCUUUCAAUGCAUGGAGUGUGGAAAGAGCUUCAGUGACAGUGGAACGCUUAGAGUUCAUCAACGGAUUCACACAGGAGAGAAACCAUAUAAAUGUAUGGAGUGUGGAAAGAGCUUCAGUGAUUAUAGAACACUUAAAAAACAUCAACAGAUUCAUACAGGGGAGAAACCAUUUGAAUGUAUGGAAUGUGGAAAGAGCUUCAGAGAGAGGUCGCACCUUCAUGCUCACCAACGAAUUCACACAGGGGAGAAACCAUAUAAAUGUAUGGAGUGUGGAAAGAGCUUCAGUGAUGGUGGAACUCUUAGAGUUCAUCAACGGAUUCACACAGGGGAGAAACCAUAUAAAUGUACGGAGUGUGGAAAGAGCUUCGCUGAUAAUAGAACACUUAGAAAACAUCAACGGAUUCACACAGGGGAGAAACCAUUUGAAUGUAUGGAGUGUGGAAAGAGCUUCAGUCAGAGUUCAAGCUAUAGAAACCAUCAAAGGACCCACACAGGGGAGAAACCAUUUAAAUGCAUGCAGUGUGGAAUGAACUUCACUAAUAGUUCACACCUUCGGUCACAUGAACGAACUCACACAGGGGAGAAACCAUUUAAAUGCAUGGAGUGUGGAAAGAACUUCAGGGACAUUUCACAGCUUCGUUCACAUGAACGAACUCACGUAGAUGAGAAACCAUUUAAAUGCAUGGAUUGUGGAAAGAACUUCAGGGACAUUUCUGUUGGUUUCUAUUUCCUUCACUGA
Molecule: messenger RNA, 1059 nt
Organism: Podarcis lilfordi (Lilford's wall lizard)
Lineage: Eukaryota; Metazoa; Chordata; Lepidosauria; Squamata; Lacertidae
Source: the annotation of a GenBank genome assembly